This is a messenger RNA of Anolis carolinensis (green anole), 3182 nucleotides long. RefSeq names its product coiled-coil domain containing 33 (gene ccdc33). The record is from RefSeq and is a predicted model, not a curated record. The transcript has 24 exons. Lineage: Eukaryota; Metazoa; Chordata; Lepidosauria; Squamata; Anolidae. The coding region runs from base 142 to 2946 and encodes 934 amino acids. Gene Ontology annotation, cellular component: peroxisome.
ACAGGUUUCUGCAAAAAUGACAAAAACCAUGAUGCCCGCCUGCGAAUCGAAGCCUUGCGACUCCAUGGGUCUUCUCUGAAGGGUGCCGUCAAGGCCGGCGAGGCUUUCUUUGCCAUUUACCCCCGCACCAACCAGCCGCGCAUGAACCUGUUUGCCAGCCGAGACGAAGAUGUGUAUCGCUACAGCGACAUCAUGGUGCUGCUGCGAGUGGGUCCAGAUGACCUGGCCAUGCAUUGCGGGAGGCUGGCCUUCACCGUCUCCUUCCAUGAGCACCGACCGUUUGCCAAGAAGCAGAGGCCCAUCACGCCUCGCCGCCUCUCGCCGUUACCUCCCUCCAAGGCGGAGGAGCUGGCCAAAGGAGACAAAACCAGUUACCCGUCUCCGUCCCAGUCUCUGCAGGUCCCUCAUCUGAUCUAUCCUGGUUCUACUCCAGAGCCAUCCACUUCGCUUUUAUUCAGCAUGGAGUCCAACACUCCUGAGUUGCUCACCGAACCUCCUGUUCCCUAUCACAAAGCUCCUCCAGAAGAAAUGGACGAUCCAUCACAUGACAGGUCAUCGGUAUCUCUGCCAUCUUCCUUAUCCUCCUCGCCAGUUUUGCUGCGGCGGUUGCCAAGUGAUGCAAGUCUCCACCUCCCAUCUCCAGAAAACAGCCCUAAGUGGGACUUCGAGGAGAGUUUUUCAAGACUGAGAGUCAAGGAAGAUCCGGCUGAACCCGGACAGCCUUCCAUAACUUCGCCGACCAAUGAGUGGCAUCUGUCAAACCCCGAAAAGGAAUCCAUCACCAUCACUUUGCACGGAGCCAAAAACCUGCCCUCCACCCGCAAGGGCAACGUCCCCAAUCCGUAUGUCGUGGUCAAAACCAGCUCCGAUGAAGAGAACAAGCUGCCAGCCCAAGGCACGACACACGCAGCCACGGAGCCCUCGCACUCUCCGACGUGGGAGGAGAAGGUGACAGUGGAGAUCGAUUCCGCCAAAGCAGGAGAAGAAGACGUUUCCCUGAGCAUAGCGGACAAAGACACCAAGGAGGUCUUGGCAAAAUACAACAUCCCUGUGAAGUAUCUGCGGCCCUUUCACCAUUAUCAUUGCGCUUUGGGGCUGCCUCGGAAGAAGGACCCGACUGGGACCACACUCUUCGCCUCCAUAGUCCGUAAAGGGAGUCUCAUCCCGAGAUAUGGCGGAGUGAAUUACACCGGUUUGGAGGUUUUCUUGAAAGGCAUCAACGAGCCUUUGGCACAAACGGAUGGUUCUAUCGUUGCCACGGCCAGAAUCGUGAACAACCUCAAAGCUUAUGCAAAGGAGAUGAAUUCUCGGCCGUUAGAUGCUCCUCCUGUUCCGUUGACUGUGGUCAACUUCCCAGAUCCCACGAUGGAGGAUUUCGACGUCCCACGGGUCAACAAUCACGGCUAUCCUCAGCUUUCUAAAGCUGCCGGAUCUCCGGAGAAGCCAACGUGGAACUCGACCUUCUUGUUCCAAGGAAGAGAUGGAGCCACGGCCUUCUCGGAUGACACCGCCUUGGUGAUCGAAUACUUCAAGUCACGACCUGGAGAAGAGCUGGGAGGUAGUCCCAAGCCUUUGGGUUUCUCGGUGCUGCCCUUAACCAACCGGGUGUAUCGGAAACUGGUGGCCGACAGCAGCAGGAGUGGCCUCCGUGUCGAAAGCCUUCCCAUCCAGGAUACAAAUCUACGAACCAAAUCAGGAGAAAUACCAACGGUCCAGCUCGGCCUCCAGUUAAUCAAUUCAGAGAGACCGGACACCUUUCUGAAUUCGUCUACUACAAGUGGCCUUCCCCUCUUGGAUCCAGCCCUUGUGGAUGAGCUUGGGACUAUCAAAGAGCCAUGGACCCGACCGUCUUCCAAAGCCGAGGCAAAGAACAGCCUCGUCCCUGUGCCUCACCGCACCCCCUCCAUUAUUGAACCCGAACGCAAGACUUCUGAAAUGGACCUCCUGAAGCUCCCACAAGAAGGGUUGCCAUCCCACGAAGCUUUGGCCGCGAUCCUUCCAGAAAAAGAGUAUGACAGGCCAAUUGUUGAAGAAAUUCCAGAGGUGGAGUCGGACAACUACCGCGUGGCCUUGCAGAGGAUGGCCGAGGAUAUCCUCUCCCUCCGUCGCCACAUCACCGACCUGGAGAACGAAAACAGCACCCUGAGACGCAACCUCAACAUGCACGAGGACGUGGGCCGAGCUCUCUUCCAGGACAUUGACUUGGACGCCAUGACCAAGGCGGAAAUAGUGGACCGAAUCUUGUCCCUCAAGCAAAAACUGUCUUCUGGAGCUCGGGAGAUGGCCAGGAUGAAGGACCGGGUGCAAAAGUUGCAGAACGAGCUCAUUCGGAAAAAUGACCGGGAAAAGGAUCUCAUGAUGCUCCAACGGGCCCACCAGCAGCAGCAGAUGGUGAUGAGGAAAUACCAGGCCAAGAUAUCCAAGAUGCAAGCGCUGGAAGGUGCCGUGCGGCAACAGGAGAAGGUGAUUGAGAGGAUGGAGCGGAUGUUGGAAGGGAAGAUGAAAGAUCAGCUCAAAGGCACCGUCCACAUGGCAGACGGAGCAGGUGUGGGUGAUAACUGGUCGAAGGACCUCUACUCCACUUUGCUGAUGGAGAACACAAGGCUACGGGAUGAACUUGGCAAAUCCCAUUUCAACUCCCCCAUCAUACUGCAGCAGCAAGCCUUACCAGAUGUGUUUUCUGCCAACACUGAAAAGCUCUCAUUGAUUUCGAAAUUGGAAAAGGCCGAGGCACGCAUCCAAGCUUUGGAGUUCCAGUUGGAGGGAUCUGCCCGAAAAUGGGGCCGGGAGAAGCAGGACUACAGCAACCGUCUUCUAGAACAAGAUCUGGGAUUUGUCCGCUCUCCAACCUCUCUGAUCCUCCAGGAUUAUUUGCUGGACGAGAAGGAAGGGAGACGGGAUGAAGAUGAGAAGACGCGCAAGGCCCAUGCAAUGAUGGACAAGUAGCGUGGUGCUUGGCUGGUUCCACAUAUAGAAGACUCAUUCAAAUCUCCUCCUAACACACCACAAGAAGUAUCAGAGUCUCCACCCACUACCAUAGCUCUGCAGGACCAGUGGCAUUUGACAUACUAUGUCAGGACAUAUUGAGAAAUAUAUGGAUACAUACACCCCUCCAUGGUUAUAUGCCUCUUCCCCAAGUGGCAAACAGAAUACCUGCCUCCGUAUUAAAGUCUUAACCCUUG